GGGCGCUGACCUCUGAGCCCUCGUCAGUGGACAGCGGCGGCUGCUCGGUCCGUUUGUGAUCCUUGGUCCUCCAAACACCGCCUUUUUCACGGUUUUUUUUCGCAUGAUUUUGAAUGCCGGAAAUGAUCGCGGUUAUAUAUACUCGUACAAAAUCCAAAGCAUUCUUUACCUGUUGAUUGAGGGUAAUGGCUUGGUUGGGGACAUAUUUGAUAUUCGGUUUCGUUUUGAUUUCUUGGUUAGGACGCAGAAUAAACUCUUCUGUAAGGUGUUCUUUGCAGCGAGUAGUGAUUUAGAUAGAUUCGGAUCUGUAGCUGUUGUUCGAAUUCGAAUAUUUUUUUUAUUGUUUGUUUUUUAUUCGCGCCCUUUUACACCACGGACGGGACGGCUUUAUUCCAAAUGCACGGUGUUUCCUGUAGAUUAAUCGAGCUUUUUAUCUGAAAAUGAAGUUUUCAGAGGAGUUGAAAAUUACCUGCAUAAAUUCGUCUGAUGGUUUCUCAAAAGCAAAAAAGAAUCGAUUUCUCAAAAAACAAAAAGGAAUGGUGGAAGGGGAGCUUGAGUGGUUGGGAUAUUGGAGCAUUGUUCAUUUACCGUCUUUGCUUUUGGUUCUAAACUUUGUUUGCAGUUUAGGCCAGGGGAGAUUCUUUCCUGUGAUCCUUUGGCUAACUUUUGUACCUUUCUUUGUAUUGAUCUGUUUUUAUUCGACGAAUGGUAUCAUGUUGCUCCUUUCUUGAACCUGAUGUGCUUGUGCUGUCAAGCAAUUGGUUGGACCUAAGUGUAGCUGUCUAUUCCAUUUUUUAAGAUCUGUCAUAAUCAAUUAUCAAUUUCUCUUUAGUUUCAUUGGUAAGCAACUGGUAAGAAAAAUUGAUUCUAUUACACAUUAGGUUGCGAUCCUUAUCUCAUAAGUUGAGUAUAGCAGUGAUAGAGCGUGAAAUUGACCUAUGGAUGGCUCACACAAUUUUUAGGCCUAGCUAACAUAUGUAGGUUGCUGUCUUGUGAGUAUUAAAGAAUAUCUGUACACUUUAGUUUAUCACAAGUCAAAGAAGUAAUGGCAGCCUCUCUCUAAUUUGCAUUGCGAAUCAUGUUCUUCAGAAGACAAUAAAAAGACUUUAUGCCUAUAGAUUCUCAGAAUGAUGCUACCGAUAGCUAAUAUUCAAGGCAAAAAGAGUUUUGAUUCAAGUGAAAGCAUCUUCUGUGGGGUGUUUGAUGGCCAUGGGCCAUACGGUCAUUUUGUUGCCAAGAAAGUUAGAGAUUCACUUCCUGUCAAGUUGCGCACACAAUGGCAAACUAGUGCUAAUGGGGGCUCUAGUCCUCAUCAAAAUGGAAGCAUCUCUGGAAGUAUCAACUCCGAAGAAACAGGUUCUAUUGUUGAUGAUGAAUGGGGUGAUGGUGACGACACUGAAAAGCUUCCUGAGAUGUUUCUUCCACUUAAGAAAUCUUACCUGAAAGCUUUCAAAUUGAUGGACAAGGAACUCAAGCUGCAUCCCACAGUUGACUGUUUCUGCAGUGGAUCUACGGCAGUAACAUUGGUGAAACAGGGAUUGGACCUUGUAAUUGGAAAUCUUGGGGACUCAAGAGCAAUUAUGGGGACAAGAGACGCCUCUAACAAUCUAACUGCUCUUCAACUCACAGUUGAUUUGAAGCCUAACCUUCCCAGGGAAGCUGCGAGGAUACAACAAUGUAAAGGACGAGUUUUUGCUCUUCAGGAUGAACCAGAAGUUGCCAGAGUAUGGUUGCCAAAUAACGACUCUCCUGGAUUGGCAAUGGCAAGAGCUUUCGGAGACUUCUGCCUUAAAGAUUAUGGUUUAAUAUCUGUUCCAGAGAUAUCGUAUCGCCGCCUUACUGAAAAGGAUGAAUUUAUAAUACUAGCCACCGAUGGGGUGUGGGAUGUUCUCUCAAAUAAGGAGGCUGUUGACAUAGUAGCAUCAGCCCCAUCUCGGGCAACGGCAGCCAGGGCUCUUGUUGACUGUGCUGUCAGAUCGUGGAGGUUGAAGUUCCCAACAUCCAAGAGUGAUGACUGUGCUGUUGUCUGCUUAUUCUUGGAUCAUGAGAAGUCAGCUGACUUGGUUCAAGAGAGUGAACCCAGUGUGGAGACAGCAGAACCCACCGGGGAGGAGGUUUCCACACAGGAUGCCAGUGCAGAGGUCGAUGAAGAAAUUGCAGAUGCUAGUGUACAUGUAUCCAGUGCAGAGCACAGUGCCGAGGCCACAUUGGAACACUCCACCACAUUAAGGGAGGUCGAUGAGAUUGUACCGGUCGACGAAACACCCAUCUUGAAGGAGCCUGAAAGGUGUGGGUCUGCUCGCAGCCUGGCAGAUUGCAUAUCGACAAACGAGGAAGAGGAAUGGUCCGCGCUCGAAGGUGUGACGCGGGUGAAUUCCCUCCUGAACCUCCCCAGAAUACUGUCUGGCGACAAGAGAUCGACCAGCUGGAGGAAGCGGCGGUGAGGAAGCUCCCCUAGAAUUCUUCACCAGGUGGGGGUUCUUGCAGAGGGACGGCUCAACCCAGUACUGGCAUUUUUUGCCAGGCGCGUGUAAAAUCCUUCAGUCUUUGGGAAUUUGUUCCAGCUGAUUUUUAGGCUUACUCCGAUUGUUUUGACGGCAGGCGCGUGCGUUCCAGAUUCUUUGUUCAUUCUUGUGCCUUUUGCCGGGAGGUGUUCCAUGCUUGGGCUUCUCUGUGUCAGUUUGUGCAUAACAAAGUUUUUGUUCUGUGAGAAUGAAGGACCGAAAAGGCAACUAGGGGGUUGAAUGUUUGCCUUAAAUUUCUUUCGAAAUAUUUGACCACUGUUCCAAGUUCAAA
Molecule: messenger RNA, 2796 nt
Organism: Sorghum bicolor (sorghum)
Lineage: Eukaryota; Viridiplantae; Streptophyta; Magnoliopsida; Poales; Poaceae
Product: probable protein phosphatase 2C 66
Exons: 5
Coding region: 1128-2444 (438 amino acids)
Biological process (GO): protein dephosphorylation
Molecular function (GO): protein serine/threonine phosphatase activity
Source: RefSeq, a predicted model, not a curated record